Messenger RNA from Rhagoletis pomonella (apple maggot), 1277 nucleotides. RefSeq names its product adhesive plaque matrix protein-like. The transcript has 3 exons. The record is from RefSeq and is a predicted model, not a curated record. NCBI's taxonomy places the organism in Eukaryota, Metazoa, Arthropoda, Insecta, Diptera, Tephritidae. The coding region runs from base 147 to 1202 and encodes 351 amino acids.
UGAGUGGAGUAUAAAGACUGCAACACCGAAGUAGCCAAAGAACUUUCAGCAGCCAACAGUUAUCGAGAGCGCAUGCGUCGUGUAAAGGUGGCGGUCGAAUAUUCGAACGAGAAAGAAAGUAAAGUUAAAUUUUUUUCGCUGCAAAAAUGUUUCUAAAUUUGAUUAUCCUGACUACGUUGCUGAGUGCGGGUGUUCGCGCCACCACAACGGCGCACAUAGCGCCGCACUCGGAAGUGCCAAAUGUACAGCACAUCAUUUACUUACCAACCAACGGAAAUCAGGUGACCCCUUGGUCUAAUUCGGGUCACAGCGUUAGCCCACUUUAUCAGCAGCAAAUCGGUGGAGUUGUGGACUCACAUAAAUAUCAACAAGGCCACACAGGUGUGGUAAAUGCAGUGAAUUUACAACAACAACAACCUCACUCAUCACCAGCUGCAAUGUCGCCCAAUCCUCUGUAUGCCGGUAAUAAGGAACAUUUUCCUGGCAACUUUAUACUCUAUGAGGAUCAAGUCACUAUUCUACCCCAACUGGAUUCACGCGACUCGCAUGAAGAAUAUGAAGUUUGGCCUCCCGUGGGAAUAUAUCCUCCGCCAUCACCACCACCACUAGCGAUAAAACCCACAUCCUAUCCAGCAUAUUACCCUCUUCCAUAUCCAGUGACAAAGCCAACACUUCGGCCAAGUACGACGCGCCCAACAGCGACGCGUCCAACAACUACUCGUCCCACAACAGCUCGCCCACGACCACCUCAAUAUCCUCCAUUUUAUCCCAAACCUCCAUAUUAUCCACAAAACCCCUUGGAGGGGUUGCCACUCUAUCCUCACUAUCCUUUACCUCCAUUUUUGACAACACAGCGCCCUACCACGACGACGACGACGACGACGACGACGACUACGACACCCAGGCCUAGUGGCGCAGAUGUCGAAGUGCUGGAGAAUUAUCAAAUCAUCUCCGAUAGAGGGAUCACGAAAUAUAAGCUACGUCUCAGUAACGGGCUGACUGAUUACAAAAAGGUAACGAAAAAGCAUAUUGGCCAGAGAACUAUUUAUGUGCAAACUGGGUACUACUCAGUGCCGGUGGAUCCGCAGAGAAACAAAUACAAUUUGAUUCACUACAUUGCCGAUGAGAGAGGUUACCGGAUCAUAGGAGUGCAAGCGUGCUCUAACGAAAAUCCAUGCAGGGUUCUAAAGGAAGAAACAUGAAGGAGUGCAGUAUUAAACUAAAUCGAACUUGUAUUUGAAUUCAUUAAAGUAUGUCUUCGUAAAAUAAAAACUAGU